This is a messenger RNA of Raphanus sativus (radish), 771 nucleotides long. RefSeq names its product kunitz trypsin inhibitor 4-like. The record is from RefSeq and is a predicted model, not a curated record. The transcript has a single exon. NCBI's taxonomy places the organism in Eukaryota, Viridiplantae, Streptophyta, Magnoliopsida, Brassicales, Brassicaceae. Gene Ontology annotation, molecular function: endopeptidase inhibitor activity. Bases 94 to 552 code for a protein of 152 amino acids.
CUGUAUGUACAUUUAUAAAUACCGAUCAAUGAAAUCACAUUUUCUUCAUCCAGUAACAUUCAAAUCUAAUCAACUACAUAAACUCAAAAAAGGAUGAAUCCUAUGUUUUACUUCCUUCUUCCCUUAACCGCUGUUUUGGCCGCGACUGCGAACGCCGGCAAACCAAUUCUCGAUUCUAAUGGUUAUCGUGUCAUAACCAACGCCAGUUACUACGCUAGGCCUCUUGUUAGCAUGUUCGAACUUGCAGGUGGCGGCCUAACUCUCAACACCUUUGGUGUCAACAAUUGCCCCUUCUAUGUUGGAAAGGAACAAUCAGAGUUCGAAGAUGGCAUUCCCGUCAAAUUCUCAGACUGGGAGUCUGGCGAUGGGUUCGUUCCCGAAUCAGAGAACCUCAACAUUGAGAUGGACGUCAAAGACACGGUCUGCUUUGAGCCAACCUAUUGGCGUAUCUCUACGGCCCCGGUGGUCCCUGUGAGGUUGCUCAUAAAGACUGGUCCUAAGUCGUCUAAUGGUUUGUUCCAGAUCAGAAAAAGUGAACAUAUACGUACGUAACGUACCCGUUACCAAUUUUUCCGUGCUAGUAUCUGUUACGAAUCAAGUUGCAUAACUAUACACUUGUAUCAUAUCCGUGAUAUGUAUCAACAUAUUAUAUCAUAUGUAUCUGUUACGAAUCAAGUUUACCAUUUGCUAGUUGUUUGUUGGUCCUUUGCUAGUUGUUUGUUGGUCCUUUUAGCUCUAUUUAUUCUACUAAGUCAUUGAAGUUUAUCAUCU